Helobdella robusta is the source of this 1380-nucleotide messenger RNA. RefSeq lists its product as hypothetical. Gene Ontology annotation, molecular function: mRNA binding. The record is from RefSeq and is a predicted model, not a curated record. NCBI's taxonomy places the organism in Eukaryota, Metazoa, Annelida, Clitellata, Rhynchobdellida, Glossiphoniidae. Bases 1 to 1380 code for a protein of 459 amino acids. Gene Ontology annotation, cellular component: nucleus. The transcript has 6 exons. Gene Ontology annotation, biological process: regulation of RNA splicing.
AUGCUGCAACCUGGAGCUAUUUUGUUGAACGCUCCAUUUGAUCAGCUCUACAACAACAACAACAACAGCAACAAUGUUGUUGAUGUCACGCCGAAGUUUUUCAGCAGUCCUGGCAACAACAAUUUGGGCCAUUACGGAGUUGGCGUUGGCAUCAACCAUCCAGCCUUUCCGUUAAAUGUGCAACAAGUUCAGCCCAUUCAGCAGCUUCAGACUCCACUGAGUCCCGUAGAAAUGUUGAAAAACCAGCAACUUCAACAACAACAUUAUCAACAGCAACAAAUUCAACCUCAACAAUUGUUUUUUGUUGCUAACAGCAGUCAGUGUGCUGGUGUUAGGUUGAAUGCACUACCUCAAGAUUCUGAUGACAUUCCAUCGAAUUUUACUUUCUUGCAGCAAAAUAUUAUUCCGCUGCAGCAGCAGCAACAACAGCAACAGCUGCAGCUACAACGUUUACAACAACAGCAACUACAACAGAUUCAAUUACACGAACAAUUGAAGCAACAAACGGCGAUGCAAUACCAGACAACAUUUACUGUUCAACAAACUUCCUCCCUCUCCCCGUCACCAUCAUCUCUCUCCUACAUAACAUCGACACAGACCAAAAAGGCAUUUAGAAUCAAAGACAAUCAACUGGUCGAUGAAAACCUCUACAAUGGGGAAUCAACAACCAUCGAUAACAAAAAGCCGAAGCUAGAAAUCAACUUUUCUAACGUGACAACGACCACAACAAAUGUAGCAGCUGUUACAGCAGCAGCAACAACAGCAUCAAAACUAACAACAACCUCAGGACAACCGGCUGACACAAACGUGAACCAUCCCAACAAAAUUCUCCUCUGCAAGAACCUUCCCCAGAACGUGACCGAGAAUGAUGUCAUUCAGCUGUGCAUUCCGUUUGGGAGCAUCAAUCAAAUACAGCUGAUCAAACACCAACAGCAGGCCUUCAUUGAAAUGACCCAACUGACCAGCGCCACAAAUCUCGUGAACUUCUACUCGCAAAGGUCACCCAUGAUCCGAGGUCACGUGAUACGUUUCAAUUACUCAAGUCAGGAACGUUUUUCAAUGACAUCUCCGGGCCAGAAACUGGCAAACGACAGCUCAAAAAAUGACAACGUCAUUAACAACAGCAACAACAGCAACAAUAACAUUACAAAACUUGAUGACAGCACUUCUAACUACAGCAGUCACUUGUCAUUGAUGUCUGCACGUUCAUUGGAGGUCAACAAUAACGUCAAGGCCGUCCUGAAGGUCACCAUAGAAAAUGUUUUGUAUGCAGUGACAGUGGAUGAAAUUAAACAGUUGUUCUCCCAAUUUGGACAGAUCUUGAAAAUUGUCACAUUCAACAACCUGAGUAUGUUCUCUUCAUUUCACCUAAACUUUUAA